AUGGAGCGUGGGGCCGUGCGGGCCAUGGCGGCCCGGCUGGGCCUGGCCGAGCCCGCCGUGCUCAGAAAAGCUGAGGAGUAUCUGCGGCUGUCCCAGGUGAAGUGCACGGGGUUAAUGGCUCAGAUGACCGCGACGAGCACUGCUGUGAUGUGUCUGGACCUGGCGGCGAGUUUCAUGAAGCAACCAGUUGACAAAAGCUAUUGUGUUAAACUCGCUGGUUUGAACAAGACCACCUACCAAAGCUCCAUGAAGUCUUUGGAGUGUUUGCUAGAGGUGAACCAGAGGCUGGGGAUACGAGACUUGGCUGUGCAGUUUUGCUGCUCAGAGGCAGUGAACAUGGCUUCAGAAAUCCUGCAGAGGUAUGAAGGCAGCCUCUCCAAAGCACAGCGAGCAGACCUGGAUCUCUCCAAGCCCCUGUUUAUAACAGCUGCACUGUGCACUGCAUGCAGGUGUUUGAAGCUAAAAGUGGACAAAACUAAAAUGUUGGCUACAUCUGGAGUGAAAAAAGCAAUAUUUGACCGGCUGUGCAAUCAGCUGGAGAAGAUAAGCCAGCAGCUCAGCAAAGAUGUUCCACCGGCUGCAGAGACACCUGACAGCUUGCAGAGCACCCUGGAGCAGUGUGAGCAGGAAGACGGCUCUGAAGAGGAUGAGGAAGUACCAUGUAAACAGCCAAAGACUGAAACAAAUCAGGAUUAUGAAGAAUGGAAAAAGAAAAUCCUGGAAAAUGCUGCUAAGGCACGAGAGACAAGGAGUACUGACUCUGUAAUGCCACCCAGUAAUGGAACUGCUGCUUGCUCUUAAUUUUAACUCUCCCCUUGCUCCAACAAGAGAUCCAGUAGUAUAUGAGUGAUGGCUGCCUGGCAGACAACUGAUUUUAUUUAGGUUUUCAGUAUUCAGGUUUUUAAUAAAUGACACCACAGAGUGAUGGGAUUUUAUAGGAAGUGUGUGUGACUGCUCACCAGGCUGGAGCAUUAGGGGUAAAAUAGCUUCAUUCUCUUGCUGCAAGAAGUGGGUAACAUUUUAAUGCUACUUUAAGUGUAAAUAAGUUAUAAGUUACAGGCCCUCAGGCCUGGAAGCAGUCAGUGAAAUAAGAGGAAUUGGAACUAAUAGUGCCUUGUUAAACUGCAAAGCCAGCAGAGAAAUAAAGCCUUAUUUUUUUAGGGUUUUUUUUUUGUUGUUUUUAUUAAUAGAUACUGUUUAGUCAA
This is a messenger RNA of Pseudopodoces humilis (Tibetan ground-tit), 1205 nucleotides long. It is a transcript of the gene ORC6, whose product is annotated as origin recognition complex subunit 6. Gene Ontology annotation, cellular component: nuclear origin of replication recognition complex. The record is from RefSeq and is a predicted model, not a curated record. NCBI's taxonomy places the organism in Eukaryota, Metazoa, Chordata, Aves, Passeriformes, Paridae. Gene Ontology annotation, molecular function: DNA binding. Gene Ontology annotation, biological process: DNA replication; DNA replication initiation.